This is a messenger RNA of Scaptodrosophila lebanonensis, 2355 nucleotides long. RefSeq names its product venom dipeptidyl peptidase 4-like. Gene Ontology annotation, biological process: proteolysis. The coding region runs from base 8 to 2185 and encodes 725 amino acids. Gene Ontology annotation, molecular function: dipeptidyl-peptidase activity; serine-type endopeptidase activity. Lineage: Eukaryota; Metazoa; Arthropoda; Insecta; Diptera; Drosophilidae. The record is from RefSeq and is a predicted model, not a curated record. The transcript is spliced from 7 exons.
UUUGGCAAUGGCGGUUCAACUUUCAAUAUUCGGCUUGACUAUUUGUCUUUUGUUUAAUGGUCUCAUAGAGGGCAGAACGAUUGACAAGUACGAACAUAGAAUUCCUUGGAAACUGGAGGAGCUGCAUGUUGGACUACGUAGCGUUGAGGACUUUUGGCUGCCGGACAAUAAGUAUUUGUACUCUGUAAAUAAUACUAUAAAAGUCUAUGAUGCAUCAACUGGGAAAAUUAUAGAAGACUUGAGCAAUAAUAAUAAUACUAUAAAAGUCUAUGAUGCAUCAACUGGGAAAAUUAUAGAAGACUUGAGCAAAGAACAAUUGAUUAAUUUAAGUCUUCGAAUCGGCGCACACAAACAGUAUUAUGAAGGCAAUGCUCAUUGGAUGGGGUCUACGAAAGAGUGUGAUAUGAAACAGUACAGUUGGUUACCUGUAAAAAAUCUAUGGCUUUAUACCAAAGAUAAUGACAUUUAUUUGAAAUAUGCGAACGGAUUGCCUGUUAAAAUUACUAGGCCUGACACAUUCAAAAAAGGGGACAAAAUCGUGUCGCUGCAGCCGUCGAAAAGUGACACCAAGCUGGCCGUUUAUACUGCGAACAUCAGCAAAGUAAAAACACACAAAUGGUACGAAUACGGCCGUUUGGAUAAACCCAACGACCAGUACGCUGAGGAAAAAAGUAUACCAUAUACAAAAGUUGGUGGCGCUAUGCCUUCUUUUGGUUUGUACAUUCUGGACUUGGAAUCGCCUCAUCUAGAUGCCAUAUCGUUGAAGCCUCCUGUUGAUGUUGUAGGUGCAGAUUUCUAUCUUAGAAAUCCCACCUGGCUUAAUGAGACACACUUGCUGGUCGUGUAUGAAAAUCGUCGACAAAAUGUGGCUACGAUGCAGCUAUGCAGCACCAAGGGGCAGUGCCGCGAGCUAAGACGCUUUGAAGAGCCUAGUGGUUGGAUUACAGCUCUUGGAUUUAAUCCGCUUCUUCAACCUAUUUGUACGAGUAAUGGAAAGACUUGCUUUUUUGUAUACUGGUCAGGCAACUGGGAACAGAUUUGGCGCCUGGAUAUAGAAACGGGGCAACAAAUCGCAUACAACAUGGGGAACUUCAGUGUGCUGAGCAUUUAUGGCUAUGAUGAGGCGAACGAUAAAAUCUACUAUCUGGCUACUUUACCAAAUGAUCCAGCAGCGAAUCAUAUAUUUAGCAACGAAUAUUGUCUGAGCUGCAACGUGCAGGAUAAGGAUCCUCAUUUGGAUUGUCAAUAUGCCAGAGCGCUCUUUAGCAAGGACUUCACAUAUUAUGCGCUAACAUGCCAGGGUCCCAAUGUGCCUUUUGUAAAAAUUGUUCGUACCGAGGAUAAUACGGUGGUGUACGAUGUGGAGCUGAACAAGGAACAUCGAAAUCAAAUGGCCAAACACUUGCAGCCCAUUAUUAAAUAUAACAGUGUUAUCCUGGCCGAUGGCAGCAGUGGUUUUGCGAAAAUACUGCUGCCCCCCAACUUCGACGAAUCUAAAAAAUACCCGCUUCUUUUUGAAGUUUAUGGCGGCCCUACGACUGUGUUAGUUACGAAGAAGCAUGACAUUGAUUUCGGCCACUAUCUGACCACCAACUAUGAUGUGAUUUAUGUCAGCAUCGAUGGUCGUGGUACUGAAAACAAGGGUAAGGCCUUUCACUUCUCUGUCAACAAUCAUUUGGGGGACUACGAGGUAGAGGAUCAGUUGUUUGCCGCCAGAUGGUUACAAAAUUCUAGCUUUAUCGAUAAUAAUCGCACGGGUAUUUGGGGUCACAGUUAUGGUGGCUAUAUGGUCACCAAAGUUAUUGAAGCCGAUAAUGACCUUGUUUUUAAAUGUGGUGCGGCAGGAGCUCCAGUAAUCAACUGGGCACUUUAUGAUAACGUCUACACAGAACAGUACAUGGGUAUUCCAUCAACGGCUGAACGAGAGGAGGCCUACAAAAAGAGUAGUGCCCUGAAUAAUCUUGAAAAUAUAGGCACCCAUGAUUUCCUCUUGAUGCAUGGCAGUGCCGAUGAUAACGUACAUUUGGAGCACUCAUAUGUGUUGGCCAAGAAGCUGCAGGACAUGAAUAUUCCCUUUGAAGAAAUGAUCUAUGUAGAUCAGAAUCACGGUCUGUCUAAUCAUAAGUAUAUAAUGAUGGAGCGGUUCUUUAAAAACUGUUUAAAUUUGGAGUCAAAUGGACUUUAAAAAAGUUAAUUUUUUAAAAAAUGCACACAGAUAGUUAGAUUCUUAAAAACCAAUCCAAGAUACAAAAACUGUUAAUCAAGUCCACAUCUGGUCUUCUCUAAGCCAAGAAAAAGCAAUUUAAAUAAAAUUUUAUUGUUACCCAACAAUCGAAACGAUUAUACUUAACCUAA